AUGGGCUCCGUCUUCGACCGGAAGCAGCACCGGGACGAGCUCCGUCACCUUGAUACCACUCCCAACCGCCACAACAAGCGCAAGAUCUCGACUACUUUGCCAUGGCGAGCCUUGUCUCACUCGCUUCAUCCGAGAGAUCGAGAACCUUGCCCGGAGAGGCGCGCAUCUCUACCCGCGCAGUCUAGAGCAUCACGACACUUGUCAAGAGAAUGCGCCCCUGCCCAGACGACUGAGAGCCGCGCAAUACAGAAGCCUCUGACCCUGUAUGGCGGGCCACGUUCUGUUGACAAUGUCUUGGAUCCUCGUUUCAUUUCGGGCAAAGACCUGCGAAUAAGUGACAUCUUGUCGCCUCGUAGGCAAUAUGCGCCCAUGAUAUCGUCAUUCAUGUCAAAAAUGGCAUUCUAUGAGCUCAUGGAAUUCUCCGUAGCCAACUCUAAAAAGCCGUACAGGAACUAUGGGGACCUCUCUGCCACGUCCAAAUCCGGACGAAAGCAGACUUUCUCGGUCGUCGUUUCUCGGCAAUAUCUGGGGCCAGCCGCCAGCACGAUACCUACUACUGUGGCUCAUGGCAGCCUUGCUAUGUUUGGCAGUUCUGCCGUGUCCGCCUCAGCCCCCGCCGUCAUGACAGCUGGCGUCUCGUCGACCGACGACAUGACGAAGAGGAAAGCCGGCCAGAUACCCCGAAGCCCUCGUGUUGACACCUUCAGUGGAAUCCUCGCGAUGCCUUCAGGCACUUCACUGCACGUCCAGAAGGGCCCGACUCUACAUCGAGUUGAAACUGCGCCGCCGACCAACCUUGCCGUCACUCUUGGAACUACCGAGACGCGCCACACGUUGCCAGGCACAACUGUCACCUCAACUGCAGCCCAGCGGAAGCGAAAAAGCCCAUCCCCAGAAAACGCCAACGCAGGUGUACCGCACCUGCAUGUGCCGCUCUCCGGCUCCUGGCCCACCUGCCUUGGCCAUUACCGCCCUGCAUCUGAAGCCUCACGACGACCUCCACAGUUCGAGGCCGUGGUAAACCACCGCGCCACAAGCCUGGCCUUGGUCAGCCGGGCCUGUUGUUUCCGAGAGGGUGCGGAGCUCGAGCAGCCACAGUAUGUCACGAUGUUGCUUCUCAUAGUCGGCCGCUCUACCCUUCGCUCCCGACUGGAGAUGCCUUACGCCCGCCCUCAUCUCCAGUAA
Molecule: messenger RNA, 1185 nt
Organism: Colletotrichum tamarilloi
Lineage: Eukaryota; Fungi; Ascomycota; Sordariomycetes; Glomerellales; Glomerellaceae
Exons: 6
Coding region: 1-1185 (394 amino acids)
Source: RefSeq, a predicted model, not a curated record